This is a messenger RNA of Spirometra erinaceieuropaei, 342 nucleotides long. NCBI's taxonomy places the organism in Eukaryota, Metazoa, Platyhelminthes, Cestoda, Diphyllobothriidea, Diphyllobothriidae. The record is from the annotation of a GenBank genome assembly.
AUGACUGAUUCGUACAGAAUUUUUCAUGACACCAACGAGUCUACGUCUGUCUCUUCGGCUGCUCGAUUCGCCACCAUCAUCAGUGUCUACGCUUCCCCAAUGGCCAGCCCCGACGAGUUGAAUAAUAAAUUCUACGAGGACCUGCGCGUCCUCCUGGCGACUGUACCGAAAGUGGAAAAGGUGGUUUUCCCCGGUGAAUUCAACGCCUGCGUCGGGACAAACAAACUGGCUGGGGGAGGGAAGGGACAGAGAGAGCUGGAUCCGCAUAGAAUCGUUGGCUAUAAUGACACAAGUCUCCUCCUUCUGCGAACCUGCGCAGAACACCGUCUCGCCUCCUCAUGA